AUGGCCAACGUGACUGGGACCGGUCCAGCACACGCUCAAUCCUCGCUUCCUUCACUCCCCGCACACCUUCAGUCGGAUACACAUCUCACAGCUCAUCUGGCCAGUCGAUUCCAUGUGGGCUUGCCGACAGCUCGCCUUUCAUCUCAGGCAUUGAUUGCCCUGAAUACUUACAGCUCAGCCACGAAGGGUCCAGAUGGUACAAAAGAGGGAAGUGCUGCGGGAGAAGCAGAAGAUUUGGCUCGUCGUGCUUUCACUCGAUUGGGAGCCCGCGCAGAGAACCAAGCAGUGGUGUUUUUAGGAGAGAGCGGUUCUGGAAAGACCACUCUUCGUUCACACCUGCUGUCUUCCUUCUUGUCCUUUUCCUCCACCCCUCUUUCUUCAAAACUCUCCUAUGCCGCCUUUGUUUUCGACACCCUCACCACCACCAAAUCCGUCACGACACCCACAGCCUCCAAGGCUGGUCUUUUCCUUGAACUGCAGUAUGAUGCCUCAUCUUCCGUCAACCCUACCCUGAUCGGUGGAAAAAUUAUAGAUUAUCGACUGGAGCGGAGCCGUAUCUCUUCUGUGCCUACGGGAGAGCGAAGCUUCCAUGUCCUCUAUUAUCUUCUCGCAGGAACCAGCGCCGCCGAGAAAUCCCAUCUUGGAUUCAACGCCCCGAUUCACAUCCAAACCGGCGGAGAUGGUGGAGUGAGCCAUAAACGAUGGCGUUACCUGGGACAUCCCACUCAAUUGAAGGUUGGAGUCAACGAUACUGAGGGCUUCCAGCACUUCAAGACCGCUCUACGAAAGCUUGAGUUCUCGCGUGGGGAGAUCGCUGAGAUAUGUCAGAUUCUGGCCAGUAUCUUGCACAUUGGUCAGCUUGAAUUUAUUUCUGGAUCUGCUACCACCACAGGUGCGGAUGAAAGCGGUGGUUACUCCCGUGAUGGUGGUGAGACUGUGACGAUGGUCAAGAACAAAGAUGUUCUUGCCAAUGUUGCCGCAUUCCUCGGUCUUAGUGUGGAAGCUUUGGAAAACAGCAUGGGCUACAAAACUCAGACAAUCCGACGCGAGCGUGUGACGGUAAUGCUGGACCCUAAGGGUGCACGUAACAACGCAGAUGCUUUCGCCCGCAUCAUAUACUCACUUUUAGUCACUUACGUUAUUGAGACGGUGAAUCAGAAGAUCUGUGCUGCCGAAGAUAGCGUUGCGAAUACUGUCUCCAUCGUCGACUUCCCCGGCUUCGCUCAGUCUUCUACUACUGGCUCAACCCUCGAUCAGCUUCUCAGCAAUGCGGCCACUGAGUCCCUAUAUAACUACUGCCUUCAGUCAUUCUUUGAUCGUAAGGCUGACACGCUGGACCGGGAGGAUAUCGCUGUGGCUGCUACCAGCUAUUUCGAUAAUGUGGAUACCGUACGUGGCCUUCUGAAACCUGGCAAUGGUCUCUUGAGCAUCUUGGAUGAUCAGACUCGUCGUGGUAGAUCCGAUGCUCAGUUCCUUGAUGCCGUUCGCAAGAGAUUCGAGGGUAAGAAUCCAGCAAUCUCUGUUGGUUCUUCUGGUGGCGUUGGUGGUGGUUAUAUGUCACAAGGCUCCCGUUUCGCUUUCUCAGUCAAGCACUUUGCCGGUGAGGUCGACUACUCAGUAACCGGCUUGAUUGAAGAGAAUGGAGAAGUCAUCUCGGGAGACUUGAUGAAUUUGAUGAAGUCUACCCGAAGUGACUUUGUACGAGAGCUGUUUGGCCAGGAGGCCCUGCAGACCGUCUCCCAUCCGCGGGAGAGAACAGCCAUCAUGCAGGCCCAGGUAUCCUCGAAACCCCUGCGCAUGCCGAGUAUGGCCCGACGCAAGGUUAACCCACAGGCAAAUAUCGCCCCCUCGGAGAUCGGAGAAGUAGACGAGGAUGAGAGUCAAGCUGGAGGCUCCAAACGCAGUACAGGUCGAAAGACCGGAUUGAUGACUGGAACAAACCAAGGCGCCUCUGGUCAGUUCCUCUCGGCUCUUGACAUCAUCAACAAAUGCCUGAGCUCAUCCAACGUGAACCCGUACUUUGUCAUCUGUCUCAAGCCCAAUGACCGUCGCAUUGCAAACCAGUUCGACAGCAAGUGCGUGCGCAUGCAGGUCCAGACUUUUGGUAUCGCUGAAAUCAGUCAGCGGUUGAGAAAUGCCGACUUCACCGUCUUCCUCCCGUUCGCUGAGUUUUUGGGUCUCGCUGAAAUUGACAACCUUGUGGUGGGCAGUGAUAAAGAAAAGGCUGAGGUUGUCCUGGAUGAAAGGCGAUGGCCUGGAAAUGAAGCUCGCGUUGGUAGUACCGGUGUCUUCCUGAGUGAGCGAUGCUGGGCAGAUAUUGCCAAACUCGGGGAACGUGUCCAGACGACCUUCAAGGCUGCAGGUUCUGACGAAGGCGACGUUCACACUCCCGGUGGAAACAUGGAUGCCAAGGUCCGCCUUCUUCACCCGACUGACCAAUCUCCUGGUGCCUUCAUCUACGGCGAUGAGACCAAGCAGGGUGGUUAUUUCGGCGGUCGGGAUCUAGAUGGACGCUCCGAAGCAGGGGCAUCAGCCUUCAACUCUGGCGAUAUGUUCCAAAAUUUCGAGACCCGAGAACAAAUGCUGGAGAAGGGUAACGAGACGAAAAUGGAGGAAGUUGAGGAUGUUCAAGUCUCAGGGACCCGCAAACGCUGGAUGGCGCUUGUCUGGAUGCUGACCUUUUGGAUUCCCGACUUCAUGAUUAAAUUUGUCGGUCGCAUGAAACGUCAAGAUGUGCGAACUGCUUGGCGUGAGAAGCUUGCUAUCAACAUGAUCAUCUGGUUUUCAUGCGGUGUCGCCGUCUUCAUGAUUGUCGGUUUCCCUGGAUUAGUCUGUCCAACUCAGCAUGUUUACUCCAAUGGUGAGCUCAGCGACAAGAACGGCAAGGACGGUGCAGAUUCAUACAUUGGUGUUCGAGGAGUUGUCUUCAACCUUGGUACCUUCGAGGACUCUCACUACCCCAACAUCGUACCAACAAAGUCUCUCAAGAAAUACGCCGGUACAGACGCAAGCAAUCUCUUUCCUCUCCAGGUAUCAGCACUUUGCCAAGGUGUGAAUGGAAAGGUUGACCCUAGUGUGCCCUUGGACUACCGAUCAAACUUGAACACUUCCUCCAGUACGACAUCCUCAACCUCCUUUGAUAUCAAUGCCAAGUACCACGAUUUCCGCUACUGGACUGGUGAUUACCGACCAGAUUGGUUCUACGAACAGAUGGUUAUGUUGCGGGCUAACUACAAAAAGGGCUACGUCGGUUACACUCCAAAGUACAUGAAGUCUCUCGCAGAUACGAAGAACAUUGCUAGUAUUCACGGCAAGGUUUACGAUUUGACCUACUACCUUGCAGGUCCUCGGGUUGCUCGUUUCCCGGAGGGCAAAAAUCAUACCGGCACCACCAUCGAUACCGAUUACAUGAACUCUGAGCUUCUCACUCUCUUCCAGCAAAAAUCAGGAGUUGAUGUUUCCAAGUACUUUGAUAACCUCGAUCUCGAUACGGACAUGCGCGCUCGGAUGCAACUCUGCCUGGACAAUCUGUUCUUCGUUGGCCAUGUCGAUACCCGAAACUCGACUAAGUGUCAGUUUGCGCGAUACUUCAUUCUUUCCAUCUCAAUCCUCAUUAUUUCCAUCGUUGGCUUCAAGUUCUUUGCUGCUUUGCAGUUCGGUAAGAAGGCCUUACCCGAAAACCUCGACAAGUUCAUCAUUUGUCAGGUUCCAGCGUAUACCGAGGAUGAAGAAUCCCUUCGCCGUGCCAUUGACUCCAUGGCUCGUAUGAAGUACGACGAUAAGCGCAAGCUCUUGUUGAUUGUUUGUGACGGUAUGAUUAUCGGUCAAGGCAACGAUCGUCCCACUCCCCGGAUUGUCUUGGAUAUUUUGGGUGUGCCCGAUACCAUCGACCCGGAACCUCUCAGCUUUGAGAGUGUUGGUGAGGGUAUGAAGCAACACAACAUGGCAAAGAUCUACUCUGGUCUCUACGAAGUACAGGGUCAUAUCGUUCCUUUCUUGGUCGUCUGCAAGGUCGGCAAGCCAUCUGAAGUUUCUCGCCCUGGUAAUCGUGGCAAGCGUGAUUCUCAGAUGGUGCUGAUGCGCUUCAUGAACCGCGUUCUCCACAACAUGCCCAUGAACCCUAUGGAACUUGAGAUGUACCACCAGAUCCGCAAUAUCAUCGGUGUCAAUCCCAGCUUCUACGAAUACGUUCUACAGGUCGAUGCCGAUACCAUGGUAGCCCCAGAUUCUGGUACGCGAUUUGUCUCAGCCUUCAUAAGCGAUACCCGUCUUAUUGGUCUAUGUGGAGAAACUGCCUUGUCCAACGCCAAAACAUCCAUCAUCACCAUGAUUCAGGUUUACGAGUACUUCAUUUCUCACAACCUGACCAAGGCAUUCGAAAGUCUUUUCGGCUCCGUCACCUGUUUACCCGGUUGUUUCACCAUGUAUCGUAUUCGUUCUUCUGAAUCCGGUAAGGCCCUGUUCGUCAGCUCGGAAGUCGUCGAUGCCUAUGCUCAGAUUCGUGUGGAUACCCUUCACGAAAAGAAUUUGCUCCAUCUGGGUGAGGAUCGAUAUCUCACUACUCUCCUGAUCAAACAUCACCCCAAGUUCAAGACCAAGUACAUCAGCCGGGCCCAUGCCUGGACUGUGGCACCUGAGAGUUUCUCUGUCUUCCUGUCACAGCGUCGCCGAUGGAUUAACUCCACUGUUCACAACCUGAUGGAACUGAUUCCCAUGGGUCAGCUUUGUGGUUUCUGCUGUUUCAGUAUGCGUUUCGUUGUCAUGAUCGAUCUUCUCAGUACCGUCAUCCAGCCUGUCACCAUGGCCUACAUCAUCUACCUCAUCGUUUACAUUGUCCGAGACACAAGCACGCUUCCAAUCACGUCAUUCAUUCUUCUGGGUGUCAUAUACGGUUUACAGGCGUUCAUCUUCAUCGUCCGUCGCAAGUGGGAAAUGAUCGGUUGGAUGUUCAUCUACCUUCUCGCCAUUCCUAUAUUCACACUUGCCUUACCUCUGUAUUCCUUCUGGAACAUGGACGACUUCUCUUGGGGUAACACUCGUGUCAUCACAGGAGAAAAGGGUCGCAAGGUUGUCAUCUCCGACGAAGGUAAAUUCGACCCAGCCUCCAUUCCCAAGAGGCGCUGGGAAGAGUACCAGGCAGAGCUCUGGGAGGCCCAGACCUCGCGUGACGACCGAUCUGAGAUGUCAGGAUACUCCUAUGGCACCCGUUCUCAUCCCUUCCACCAACCGCAAUCUGAAUAUCAAGUGUACGGAGGAGGAUACGCCAGCUCUCGGCCCGUCUCGACCAUGGAAAUGCCUCUUCUUGCAUCCAACUCACGUCUCUCUGUCGCUCCAUCGGAGAUGCUUGGUCACCCUAUGGACAUAAGCAUGGACGAUUUGAACGCGCUGCCUAGCGACGACGCCAUUCUUAAUGAGAUCCGUGAGAUCCUCAGUACUGCCGACCUGAUGUCCGUUACCAAGAAGAGCAUCAAGCAGGAGCUUGAGAGACGCUUCGGUGUGAAUCUUGAUCUCAAGCGGCCUUACAUCUAUUCAGCUACCGAGGCUGUCCUUUCAGGUCUUCUCUAA
Messenger RNA from Penicillium taxi, 5565 nucleotides. RefSeq names its product chitin synthase class Va (gene chsE). Gene Ontology annotation, molecular function: cytoskeletal motor activity; ATP binding; chitin synthase activity. The record is from RefSeq and is a predicted model, not a curated record. The coding region runs from base 1 to 5565 and encodes 1854 amino acids. Gene Ontology annotation, cellular component: myosin complex; cell septum; cell periphery. NCBI's taxonomy places the organism in Eukaryota, Fungi, Ascomycota, Eurotiomycetes, Eurotiales, Aspergillaceae. The transcript is spliced from 3 exons.